CAGUUUCAGCUAAAUGCUCAAUUUAUUCAUUUUUUGCAAAAAGUGGCCAUGGAUAACCCUGGCGCCAGCCUGUUUCAAGGAGCAGACAUACAGAUAAACAACUCAAAAAACAUUGAGGAGGAGGAAGACUUAGAGGACCAGCUACGGCGGAAGGAAGAGCUGCAAAACCUCCUCCAGGCCAACCUGGACGACUUCAACUAUGACGAAAGCACCAUUAACUCUUCAGCUAAUGUUUCUCUAGUCUCAACCAGUAACUUCGAGCAGCGCUACAAAGAUGCCAUUUCCCCGAAUGACCAGCUACAGGUUCUGUACGAUGUUAGGUGUAGGGAACUUCAAGAGUUAAAUGCAAAAUUCGAGAAGUUCAAAGUGGAGAAGAACAAGGAGCUGCAGUCUCAAACCCAACAGAAACUGUUGCUUGAAGGGGAAGUGAGGCAACUGAGCAUAUCGCUGAAAAACUGCGAAAAUUUACUGGUGGACAAAACCGAAACUAUCAACGACUUGAAUAAAACCCUCCAGCAAAAGGAGGCCGACAUAUCACAGAUGCAAACGCUCAUAGUGGAUCAUGAAAACGAAUUAACGGCCUACAGAUCGGAAGUGGCCGAGCUCCAUUUGAAGCUACAAGCCCGAAACGGCCCCUUCAACUUGAGCGCCAAAUUUAACUCUGAAGAAUUGAAAAAGUCCUUGCAAGUAAAAAUUGAGAAGCUGGAAAGCGCGCUUGAGGCCGAAACUAAGAAGCUGGAACAUUGCAGCGCAACAAAACAAGCCCUCCAAGACGAGGUUGAGAGGCUGGUGUUGGAUAAAAUGGCCCUUGAAAGCGACAACAGCAGCAUCAUCAAAACUCUGGAAGGCGCUCAACAGCAAUGCAAAGACCUAAUCGAAGUCAUAGAGGUUUUGAAGAAGGAAAAUGAACAUUUCAAGGGCAGAUUGGCUGAAGCGGAAAAAACCAAAAGGCGAAGCACUGAACUUGAGGAAGGCGAGAGCAUCAAUGAAAAACUCAAGAGAAUGAUGGUGGAUAAAUCCGUCGAACUGGACAGUCUCAAAGCAGAACUUCGAAGCUAUGUGGCUGAUCUCAAGGAACUAGCGGAAUAUCGACAACUAAAGUGCGAUCUAUUGAAAAAGGAGUUCCAGGCCUGUGACAAUCAAAGCCAUACAAAGGACCUGAUUUUGUUGCAAAACGAUCUGCACAACUACAAAAGACUGCUCGACGAUAAAACGCAACAAAUAACCAUUUUAAACUUGAAUAACCGAGACCUGAAAGAGAAAAUUGAGGAAAUGCUGUUGCAGACUAGAACAGAAAUUCAAAAUAUAUCCUCCAAGUAUAAUAUGCCUCAAUUGGAGAUUAUGAAGAAGGAACUGGAAAGGGCGGAAUGCACCGAGAGAAUGUUGACCAGCAAAUUGGAAGAGUCAGAGCAACGGCGAUUGAGUUUAUUGCAUAAAUUGGACACUCAAAGCAUUGAAGUCCUGCAGGAGCUGAAAAAGUGCCAGGAAGAUCUAAGACUUGCUAAAAAUUCGCUUGCCAACAAAGAAUGCGAACUAGAACUGAAAGCCACUGAGAUAUUUGACCUGCACAACGUGGUGAAAGAGCUGAAACUCGACUUAAAAAAAGCUUCUUCCUCUCAGGAAAAUAUGGGCGAUAAAAUAGCCAUAAAGGACGACUAUGAAGCCUUGAAAGUUCAGCUGAAAACCGUCAUGGCUCAUUUGGAAAACAAAUCUGGCUCUGGCAAAAAGGAACCUCCUGUGCUGGUGAAGCAAAUGCUGGAGACAAUGGAUGACUUUUUAAAGGAAAUCGAGGCUGAUUCGGUGGAAAAGGGCCUCAUUGAGGAAAAGGUCAACUCAUGGAAGAAAUUGCUGCAACAAAUCGAAGAGAAAGAUCCGGAUGAAAUUUUAAAAAACCAAUACAAGGAGGCAGUUGUGAACCUGCACGCGUCUGAAGCUAAAGUCAAAGACCUACAAGCCGUGGCUCAGAAUCUUACAGAAGAACUGGCCGGCUUAACCGAAGAAAAAUGCCGAUUGAAAAGAGAACUGAAUGAAUGUUCUACACAACUACAAAGCGCACGGGGUUUCAAGGAAAAUUUGGAGGAGAAAUUGAGCGAAAUCGGCACCGCCCUAAAAAAGCGCGAAGCGGAACUGGUAGCUUUGAAAUCGCGCGAGAAUCUGGGCAAAGAAGCCGAGUUAUUGAAAAAACAGUUACAAUGCAAGGAAAAACAGGUGAUCGAGGCAACUCGGGCGAUUGAGCGCUACGAACAAGAUCAGCGCGUAGCUAGAAAAUUGCUCGGAAAGAUGAAAGAGGACAUUGAUAGCCUGAAGAGCAAAAAUGAACAAUUAGAGCUCGGACUAAAGGAAGGUAAAAGCGCAGUGAAAUCCUCGAAGGACGUGGAAGCCCAAAAAGAUAUAUUUUCUAGAGAAGAAAUCAAGGCUCGAUUGGACGAGGAAGUUAUGAAAUGCGAGCUGAGACUGAGGGACGACCUGCAGAUUGAAUACCAGAAGCGAAUUAGCGACAUUGAGAAGCGAUACAAAAAAACCUUCAAAGAGACCACCGAUAUGUGCAAGCAGCAGAAGCUCGAUCUGGAGCAACAAGACAAAAAAUUCAGGGAGUAUCUAAAAGUCGUCCUAACAGAAUGCGAAACGUAUGCAACGAAACUAGAGAAGGAAAAGUGCGACUUGGCCAGCCAGUUGGAGGCGAUGAAAAACGACUUUGCGAAGUACAAGGCCUCUGUGAGCGAGAACGAGGACAAAUACCUGGAUUUGGUGAGAACAGCAGAAAACAAGUCUCAGAAAAAUCACGAGGCCUGGAAAGAGUACUCGAAAACAGUAGUUUGCGGCUGUUUGGACAUUGAGAGCACYAACAAAAACGUGCGGGACCGACUGCUGGAAAGCAUGGACCGAUACGAUCAGCAGGUGGCGGUUAUUCAGCGAUUAGCCGACGCUAAGCUGACGAAGAAGGCUUCAAGGAAAACCUAAAGCUCAAGAGUUACUUUAGUGUUUUAUUAUUAUAAGAUAUCAGACUAUGAAGGCUUUCACGGCCGGUCAGAUUACAUUUAGGAAUGUUUU
Messenger RNA from Dendroctonus ponderosae (mountain pine beetle), 3051 nucleotides. RefSeq names its product myosin-8 (gene asl). The transcript has 18 exons. NCBI's taxonomy places the organism in Eukaryota, Metazoa, Arthropoda, Insecta, Coleoptera, Curculionidae. The record is from RefSeq and is a predicted model, not a curated record. The coding region runs from base 49 to 2961 and encodes 970 amino acids.